This is a messenger RNA of Staurois parvus, 272 nucleotides long. The record is from the annotation of a GenBank genome assembly. NCBI's taxonomy places the organism in Eukaryota, Metazoa, Chordata, Amphibia, Anura, Ranidae.
AGAAUUCUCCUCCAGCCCUUUUUGGCCGUUUCCUGUCUAUAUGCACUCGCUCCCGUUUGGCCGUGCAUCUUUGCAUUGAACGUGUUUUCUGAUGGGUGGAUCAUGCCUGCCCGAUGUGUGUCAAAACAACUGCUUGUAGUCUUGUCACAAGGUGACAAUUCAUAAUCAUGAAUAUUUUCCCAUCCCAACCUGGCUAAAGUCAGAUAAAAACAUUUUAUAAGGACAGAAGCCACGUGGUGAACAUUCAGAGGGUGGCUAUGUUCAUUCUUCAU